This is a messenger RNA of Coregonus clupeaformis (lake whitefish), 2632 nucleotides long. Its product is annotated as tubulin beta chain. NCBI's taxonomy places the organism in Eukaryota, Metazoa, Chordata, Actinopteri, Salmoniformes, Salmonidae. The transcript has 4 exons. Gene Ontology annotation, cellular component: microtubule; cytoplasm. Gene Ontology annotation, biological process: microtubule cytoskeleton organization; mitotic cell cycle. The record is from RefSeq and is a predicted model, not a curated record. Gene Ontology annotation, molecular function: structural constituent of cytoskeleton; GTP binding; GTPase activity. Bases 150 to 1484 code for a protein of 444 amino acids.
GUUUGGCCACGGUCCAGACGUAUAAAUCUUUGUCCCGCCUUGCUCAAAGGUGGCAUCCAAGUACUUCUCAGUGGUCAGUGGGUCAACUGUGUGGACAUAACAGCACACCACUUCUUCUCUUGUAUUUUCUAUUAUAACAAGCAUACAGAAUGAGGGAAAUCGUACACAUUCAGGCCGGUCAGUGCGGUAACCAGAUUGGGGCCAAGUUCUGGGAGGUGAUCAGCGAUGAACAUGGCAUCGACCCCACAGGCACCUACCAUGGAGACAGCGACCUGCAGCUGGACAGGAUCAGUGUCUACUACAACGAGGCUUCAGGUGGCAAGUAUGUACCCAGAGCUGUCCUAGUGGACCUGGAGCCCGGCACCAUGGAUUCUGUCAGAUCCGGACCCUUCGGACAGAUCUUCAGACCAGACAACUUUGUGUUUGGUCAGAGCGGUGCCGGAAACAACUGGGCAAAGGGCCACUACACUGAGGGAGCAGAGUUGGUGGACUCAGUCCUGGAUGUGGUGAGGAAAGAGGCUGAGAGCUGCGACUGCCUUCAGGGCUUCCAGCUCACCCACUCCCUGGGUGGGGGCACUGGCUCGGGCAUGGGCACCCUGCUCAUCAGCAAGAUCCGUGAAGAGUACCCUGACCGCAUCAUGAACACCUUCAGCGUGGUGCCCUCCCCGAAAGUGUCGGACACUGUGGUGGAGCCUUACAACGCCACGCUCUCGGUUCACCAACUUGUAGAGAACACAGACGAGACCUUCUGCAUUGACAACGAGGCUCUCUACGACAUCUGCUUCCGUACCCUCAAACUCACCACGCCAACUUACGGAGACCUAAACCACCUGGUGUCGGCCACCAUGAGCGGGGUCACCACCUGCCUGCGUUUCCCCGGACAGCUCAACGCCGACCUCCGUAAAUUGGCUGUCAACAUGGUGCCUUUCCCCCGUCUCCACUUCUUCAUCCCCGGCUUCGCCCCCCUCACCAGCAGGGGGAGCCAGCAGUACCGUGCCCUCACCGUGCCGGAGCUCACCCAGCAAGUGUUCGACGCCAAGAACAUGAUGGCCGCAUGUGACCCGCGUCACGGUCGCUACCUCACUGUUGCCGCUGUCUUCCGUGGCCGCAUGUCCAUGAAGGAGGUGGACGAGCAGAUGCUCAACGUCCAGAACAAGAACAGCAGCUACUUCGUUGAAUGGAUCCCCAACAACGUCAAGACCGCCGUCUGCGACAUUCCUCCAAGAGGCCUCAAAAUGGCAGUCACCUUCAUCGGCAACAGCACGGCCAUCCAGGAGCUGUUCAAGCGUAUCUCUGAGCAGUUCACCGCCAUGUUCCGCCGCAAGGCCUUCCUCCAUUGGUACACCGGAGAGGGCAUGGACGAGAUGGAGUUCACUGAGGCAGAGAGCAACAUGAACGACCUGGUGUCUGAGUACCAGCAGUACCAGGACGCCACCGCUGAGGAGGAGGGUGAGUUUGAGGAGGAGGCUGAGGAGGAUGCUUAAAGACAGAGUGAAGCAACACGAGCGGGGUGGAAGAAAAUAACAAAAUACCACAAAAAGAGGAAAACAAGAAAAGUGCCAAAAGAAAACCUGAGAGGAGGAGACCAACCGCCCAGAAAUGGAGGAUCAAAUCUGAAAAUGGCUGAAAUGGCUCAACGAGAACAGAAUGAAUGAAGAAUGUGACUGGACAAGGGAGAAUGAAUGUAAGUAAGGGAGGAGGAGAGGAGUGACAAGCAGCAUUAUGAACAAAUAAACCAGACACAGUCUGCAUUCCAUUUACUGUGACACCAUUAAUAAAUGAGUAAGUUAAGAAACAAAAUUGUUGAAAGAAAGUUAAAGUAGAAGCCUGUGCCUAUGAAAAGAUUGUUCCUGUUAUUUUCAGUGUUAUUUUUGUUGUAAGCACUACAGGACCUCUCACCCCACAGAUGGAGUUCUGAUUUUGAGACUAUGGUUAUCUUAUAGCCUGGUCCCAGAUCUGUUGGUGCUGUCUUGCCUCCAACUUCUAUGGUCAUUGCCAUGUCAUUGGCAAACAGAUCUGGGAUCAGAUUAAUUAACUUCUGAACGGGGGCUUGAUUCUUGCCUGACUUUAAUGAAUGUGUCUGUGCCACCUGGAGCCACCCUCACCCGGACGCCAACCAACGUCCGCUAAUACAGGAUGACACAGACAAAGGUGGGAUGAAAUGAAUUAAUGGAUUUAGUUUGAUAGUGCCAAUGGAGCUUUAUAACAAACAACAAUAUCAUGGCAAUGUUUUGGGUUCUACCAGUAUUAUCAAUCUCAAUGAUAGUGGAACUGGAACAUAAUGGGGAGAGGUCCAGGAAUUUCAUUCCAUUUGACCAUAGCAAGGUUUUGAAACAAAUUAUCUGAAGGAACCUCUGCAAAUGUGUGUGUACAUUUGUUUACAUUUUGAACCACUAUUCAAAUAGAUGCCAUUGUUAUUUUAGGUCCAAGCCAGGUCAUCUAUAUGUCCAAACCCGGCUAUAGUGUCAGGUAUUGUUGACAUCUGUACUGCACUAUGAAGGGCUGAACCUGCAACUCUCUUGUAUAUGUUUUUUUUUCUUCUUUUUUCUAUUCUGAUUAUUAAAAAAUGUAUCUCUGAGAAAGUGAAAAGCAAGGUGCCUCUGUGGAGAAAUAAAAAGUCAUUUUUAGAAAA